Messenger RNA from Coregonus clupeaformis (lake whitefish), 2102 nucleotides. Its product is annotated as arrestin-C-like. Lineage: Eukaryota; Metazoa; Chordata; Actinopteri; Salmoniformes; Salmonidae. The transcript has 15 exons. The coding region runs from base 327 to 1406 and encodes 359 amino acids. The record is from RefSeq and is a predicted model, not a curated record. Gene Ontology annotation, biological process: visual perception; G protein-coupled receptor internalization; signal transduction. Gene Ontology annotation, molecular function: G protein-coupled receptor binding.
CUAUAGAUCAGUGUCAUGACUCCGUCACUGGAGGUACUUUACUAGGCAUUGAACGUUUUACUUCAGUUGGCUGUCGGUAUUUUUAUACCAUUUGUGGUAAAAAAAAAGAAAGAAGAUGUUUGCUGAUUGAAUAAUUGGAUUGAGACAGACUACAGCGUCUAAAACAAGAGAGUCAGGUCGAGGGAGGGGGGAGAUGUCCGUAUAUAAAGAGUGAUGUCAACAGUCAGAGACUACACUCUCUGACCACAGAACACAUGCAAGGAAUUUGAACAUCAGUGGUGCGCUGAUAACUUUAGGAAAAGAAAUAUUCCUGAAGUUGCUGUAAAAUGGCUAAGUUAUACAAGAAAACCUCUAGGAAUGGCACACUUACCCUUUACCUUGGAAAGAGAAACUAUGUCGACCAUGUUCAGAAUGUGGACCCUAUCGAGGGAGUAGUGGAAAUUGAUCCUGCAGACCUCGCAGGCAGGAAAGUGUUUGUGCAGCUGGCUUGUGCCUUCCAUUAUGGUCGUGAGGACCUGGAUGUCAUUGGACUGUCUUUUAGGAAAGACAUCUGGGUCAAGCACAUCCAGUUGUACCCUGAUGCUGGCCACAAACCCACCCUCACACCCAUGCACGUCUGCCUGCUCAAGAAGACAGGAGAGCAGGGCCAUGCUUUCACUUUCGACAUUGCCACAAACCUUCCCUGCUCUGUCACACUCCAGCCAGGACCAGAGAAUGCUGGAAAGGCUUGCGGUGUGGACUUUGAAGUCAAGACUUACAUUGCAACUGAGGCAGACCCCGAGAAAGAGAAACUUGAUAAGAAAGACACUGCCCGCAUGAUCGUCCGUAAGAUCCAGUUUGCCCCAGAUGCGACUGGUGCUCCUGGGCCCAAGGCUGACAUCUGCAAGAGCUUCAUGAUGUCUGACAAGCCUAUCCACCUAGAGGCCUCUCUGGAAAAGGAGAUCUACUACCAUGGAGAUCCGAUCAAUGUCAACGUCAAAGUCAAAAACGAAACCGCCAAAACAGUGAAAAAAAUUACAAUCACAGUUGAGCAGACUACAGACGUGGUGCUCUACUCCGCAGACAAAUACACUAAAACCAUACUUUCUCAAGACUUUGGGACAAUAGAUGCCAAUAGCACAUUCGAUAAAUCCCUUGCCAUCACCCCCCUACUGGCCGACAACAAGGAGAAGCGCGGUCUGGCGCUGGACGGCAGACUGAAGGAUGAGGACACAAACCUGGCCUCCAACACUAUGAUUAGAGCCGGUAUGGAUAAGGAAGUGUUGGGAAUCUUGGUCUCCUACAAAAUCAAGGUCAACUUGAUGGUCUCUUCAGGAGGCUUGUUGGGAGGUCUCACAGCCAGUGACGUACAGGUGGAGCUCCCCCUGAUCCUCAUGCAUCCCAAACCCCAGGAAGUAGCCCCCUGAGAGUAGAGACCCCUAAGAGUGAAUGGGAGCUUCUAUCUGACAGACUUAUAGACCAUACUGUACAGACAGUAGACUUACCUUUGAUGUGAAGUGUCUGUUCAUUGUAGGGCUGUUGAACUCUGGUCUUUACAGAGGCCAGGCUUUUCCCUGGAUAGAAUUAGCAUUAAGGCACCCACAGUAGUAUUUCAAUUAAGUAAAAAAAAAACUGUAGAUUAAUCAGAUGAUCCUGUGACUAAAUCGAGUGAUAGUAAUCAUGGCAUUACUUCAUGACCAGAGUUCACUGCCUCAAUUCACAUGCUGUCAUUCACUGUAGUCGUCUAUGACAUGUGUUUCGUGAAUCCCCAGAAUGGAAGUUACCCUUGAGGUUGAGUAGAUUCCCUCAGCAGGAGAAAAAAGACAAGGAAAGAAGGACUGUAAGGAUGAAAGGAGCAAAGCUGUUGACGGCUGCUCAGAUUGAAAGACUGACGAACAAACCAAAGAAAAAACAGGAAUACCUCAUAAGAAGAACCAUCCAUCAAAAACAUGAUGUUGAUUUCUCUUACUAUUACAGACACGUUUUCAGUUGUAGUUUUGUGAGCCUGUACUGUGGUGACGUACAGUGGCGACGCGUCAUUCAGGGCAGUUGGGGCUGAGCCCCACCUGUUUUGAGCCCCACCUGUUUAGUUAAAAAACUUUUUUUUUACUUUUUUGUGUGCC